CGUGAACACAAAUUAAACUUCAAGAAGAGCAAGGAAGUGUGUUUAAGUUACAUUCAGGAUGCCAUGCUACAAAAGCAGUGGAAAAGGGCUGCAGAAUUUCUGACUUUCUAUAUUGAGUCACUAGAGAAAGACUUUUCUACAGAAUACAUGGGUCCAUCAGAGAUGAUUUGGAGAAUAGGAACUGAAAUUCUGUGCCAUCAUUCCCAUAGUAGCAUGAAAGAGUUCAAUUCUUUCAUAGAACAGAUGAAGACUUUAGGAGUAAAAAGGUAUUUGAAGGUUUGUUUAGAGCACGCCUUUCAUCUCCUUUGUAAUGGACUAAUAGACGAAGCUUACCAAAACCUGUCCCUGGCGGAAAGCUGGAGGUUUGGAGAACAAACAGUCAUUCAGGAUAAAGAAAUGAAAUUGAUUCAGGCUUACAGGGGGCUGUUGGACUACUAUAGCUGGUCUAAGCAGAGGAACAUCCUGUUAGAGCAUGGUCAUGAUGGAUUUGAAGACUUGUCUGUUGAACAGGAAAUGCACAGUUGCUUUCGGAAGGCAGCAGUGAACUUAAAGGAGAUUAUUAAAAUACCUGGAGUCUGGGAUCUCUUUGUGAAAUGCUAUGUGGAUUUGUUGGAGUUCUAUGGAGACCAUAACGAAGCCCGCCAAGUAUUAAAUGAAUAUGCUUACAACUCAAAGUUUCCUGCUAAUCCCAAUGCUCAUGUUUACCUCUAUCAGUUCCUGAAGAGACAUGGUGAAUCAAAGAAAUCGCUCAUAUCUGCCCUCAAGAUCUUGCAUGAUAUUGUUCCUUCUCAUGAACUAAUGAUAGAUUUUAAUACCAUGCUUCAAAAAUCAAAGAAAAGAAAAAAACGUCGACUGGGGCUAGAAGUUAUUUUUGCAGCCUUGGAUUAUGCUGGCUGGAAGGAAAAUGUAAAAGCAUGGAACUGUUUGGCAAGACAGGUGAAACAAAUAAUAAUCUCUGAGAAGCACCUUGACUGGAUCAAGCAAGAGUGGAACUCCAGAAAGGACUGGUGGCCAGCCUUCCAUUUUAGCCGUUACUUGGCAAAACGGAAUUGGCAGGAGAAUGAAAGCCUUUCGUAUGAAAAAGCUCUGGUGGCUGGAAUCUUACUGGGAAAGGACUGCAAGUACUUCAAAUAUAUAUCACACCAAGGCUGCAAAGCUCAGGUGAAGAGGUUUCGGAUACUGAAGAAAUUUGUGAAUAAGCACAAUCCUGUCUACCUGAGAAUAUCUAGUCUUUCAGAUUCCUCUGUACAACCUUGAUUAGAAGGCAUCCUUAAGGUUCUUGCUGCAUUUUCUCCUCUCUGUGAAACUGACUUCUGUAUUGGUGCUAUUCUAAUACUUCUAGGCAGACCCUGUAGACUCAGUACUAGACUUUUUUAUAUAUUUCUGUAAAAGAACUUUGGUUUGUAUUUAUUUUAUAAUAAAAUGAAUAUAAAUCAA
Balearica regulorum gibbericeps (East African grey crowned-crane) is the source of this 1437-nucleotide messenger RNA. The record is from RefSeq and is a predicted model, not a curated record. Lineage: Eukaryota; Metazoa; Chordata; Aves; Gruiformes; Gruidae.